AUGAAUCAAAAUAUAUUUCACUUGCUGAUGUAUUUUAGACUUAAUAGAGUUGCAAUCUUAGGAGAUAUCGAAAAGACAUUUUUACAGAUCGUGUUAGUUGAGAAAGAUCGAGAUGCAGUUAGAUUUUUAUUUGUUAAGAAUAUUGAUACACCUUUGCAGAAUACCGACGAUCAGCUAGAAGUGUAUAGAUUUAAGCGUGUGCUCUUUGGUGUUAAUUCCAGUCCUUUUUUGUUAGCGGCAACUAUAAAGCUGCAUAUCCAAAAGUACAGAAAUGUGUAUCUCGAUACCUUUCAAAUUCUUGAUACAUGUAUGUAUGUUGAUGAUCUUGUUACAGGAGCAGAUGAUGUAUCAGAAGCCUUAAAAACUUCAAGGGAAGCAAAGGAAAUUAUGCAUGGAGCUGGGAUGAAUCUACGCAAAUGGGUGACGAAUGAUUAUCAUUUAGCUAAAAAAUGGGAAGAAGAAAAUUUUGAUAUUCAUCCCAUAAGCUCAAAUGAAAAGAUACUGAAGGUAUUAGGAAUUCAAUGGAACAUUCAGGAAGACAGUUUGAGUAUAGAGACUUCUUGUUUGAUGAAAAUUUCGAGGAGAAAGGAAAGUACGAAACGCUUCAUCCUCCAAACAGCUGGAAAAAUAUAUGAUCCUCUUGGACUCAUUACACCAUUCACUGUUAGAAUAAAACUUUUACUACAAAAGCUAUGGUUACGUAAAUUACCAUGGGAUGAAGAGCUUCCUUCUGAUUUGAACGACGAGUGGUCUGAGUGGUGUAGCGAGCUUUCAGAACUUAGUAACAUUAGUGUUCCAAGAUUUGCUUUGGAUUCAUGUGAUGAAAAUAUAGAGAUACCAUGUUUUUUCUGA
Stegodyphus dumicola is the source of this 852-nucleotide messenger RNA. RefSeq lists its product as uncharacterized. The record is from RefSeq and is a predicted model, not a curated record. NCBI's taxonomy places the organism in Eukaryota, Metazoa, Arthropoda, Arachnida, Araneae, Eresidae.